Condylostylus longicornis is the source of this 441-nucleotide messenger RNA. RefSeq names its product pyridoxine/pyridoxamine 5'-phosphate oxidase-like. NCBI's taxonomy places the organism in Eukaryota, Metazoa, Arthropoda, Insecta, Diptera, Dolichopodidae. The record is from RefSeq and is a predicted model, not a curated record. Gene Ontology annotation, biological process: pyridoxine biosynthetic process. Bases 1 to 441 code for a protein of 146 amino acids. The transcript has 2 exons. Gene Ontology annotation, molecular function: FMN binding; pyridoxamine phosphate oxidase activity.
AUGACCCUGUCAACAUGCGCGCAAGAUGGAUUCCCGAAUUCUAGAAUUGUUCUUCUGAAGGGAUUUGACAAACGUGGUUUUGUCUUUUAUACGAAUUAUGAAAGCGAUAAGGGAAAAGAACUGGCAGCAAAUCCGAACGCCUGUUUGCUCUUCUAUUGGCAUCCCUUGCAACGAACUGUGAGAAUUCGAGGAAAAGUUGAAAAGACCUCAGAACAGGAAUCAGAUGACUAUUUUGGUAGCCGUCCACUCAAAAGCAGACUUGCAGCAAUUGCUUCAAAUCAAUCCUCUGUAAUUCCUGAUAAAGAGUGCUUGCAAAUGAGGUUCACAAAGUUGCUAGAAGAAUGUGAUGAGGAUGCGUCGGUUCCACGACCCUUACAUUGGGGAGGCUAUCGACUCACACCAACAUCAAUAGAAUUUUGGCAAGGUAAAAGUCUCUCUUAA